Molecule: messenger RNA, 1692 nt
Organism: Arabidopsis thaliana (thale cress)
Lineage: Eukaryota; Viridiplantae; Streptophyta; Magnoliopsida; Brassicales; Brassicaceae
Product: Bifunctional inhibitor/lipid-transfer protein/seed storage 2S albumin superfamily protein
Exons: 1
Coding region: 69-944 (291 amino acids)
Source: RefSeq, marked reviewed
UUCUUCUCAUUUUCCCUCUAUAUAUUCAUAUACUCUUUCGUAUAGUUACACCAUCCACUCUACUCAACAUGGACUCCUCCAAACUCUCAUCUCUCUCUCUUUGCCUCUUCCUCAUUUGCAUUAUCUAUCUCCCCCAACAUUCUCUCGCAUGCGGCUCUUGCAACCCACGGAAGGGCGGAAAGCACUCCCCUAAAGCCCCUAAGCUACCAGUUCCUCCGGUGACCGUCCCUAAGCUACCAGUUCCUCCGGUGACCGUCCCUAAGCUACCAGUCCCUCCGGUGACCGUCCCUAAGCUACCCGUUCCUCCUGUGACCAUCCCUAAGCUACCCGUUCCACCAGUGACUGUACCUAAGCUACCCGUUCCUCCUGUGACCGUCCCCAAGCUACCCGUUCCUCCAGUGACCGUCCCCAAGCUACCCGUUCCUCCAGUGACAGUCCCUAAGCUACCCGUUCCCCCGGUAACUGUACCUAAGCUACCCGUUCCUCCAGUGACCGUCCCUAAGCUACCCCUUCCUCCGAUUUCAGGGCUACCCAUACCUCCAGUGGUAGGUCCCAAUCUGCCAUUGCCGCCUUUGCCAAUUGUAGGUCCUAUUCUUCCACCGGGAACAACCCCACCAGCCACAGGAGGGAAGGACUGUCCUCCACCGCCAGGGAGCGUAAAGCCACCAUCAGGGGGCGGGAAGGCGACAUGUCCAAUAGACACGCUGAAGUUAGGUGCUUGCGUCGACUUGUUGGGAGGUUUAGUAAAGAUAGGGCUUGGGGAUCCAGCAGUUAACAAAUGUUGUCCGUUACUUAAAGGCCUCGUUGAAGUCGAAGCCGCGGCUUGUCUCUGCACUACCCUCAAGCUCAAAGCUCUUGACCUCAAUCUUUAUGUCCCUGUUGCUCUUCAGCUUCUCCUUACCUGUGGCAAAAAUCCACCUCCGGGCUACACUUGUUCCAUAUGAUAAACUCACUCCACUUAUAAAGGGUAUGCUAUUCUCCCUCUCAUAUUACUUAGAAUUUCAAUCUUCUAUAAGAAAUGUAGAUAUUAACCAAAUAUGGUUUUAGGUUUAAUAUAAUUUCUUUGGCAAUAACAUAAUUUUGUUUUCUAGUUCAACGAAACGUUUGGAAAAUGGAUACAUGGUAUAUAACUUAAAGUUGAGAGAAUUUUGUUAUUCAUACCAAAAGUUGAGCUUUUUAGAUACAUAUUCGAUUAAUAUGCAUGCAAGUGUCCUAGUACUACUAUAAGUAGAUAUUAGCAAUGUGCAUAAAAUAAUUAUUUUAAUUAUAGUAUACAAUUUAGUUCUAUAACAAACAAUUAUUUUAAUUUUGGGUUACGCAGAUGCUUUGGAGAAAAAAGUGAGAAGAGAAUGGCAGAGCUCCAAUCUUUCCUGUCUUGGUUUACCAAAUAUAUCAUAUCAAAUCCUAUCCCUUUGAUUCUUUCCUCUAUCGUUCCCUUAUGCUUGUAUCAUUAAUUAAUGUGUGCUUUUUAGAUUAAUGAUUCUUCUCUUGUAUUAAAGUAUGAUUUGAAAUCCUUUUUUUUUCUCUAUCUCUUUUUAUUGAAUGGAUUGAACUGCGUUCAUGAUACUGUCAAAAAGAGAGAAAAAGAGUACAAUUUUAUAUAUUUUUCGUAUUAGUUGAACGACAAAAUAAAUUACAUUUUAAAAUGUAAAAUAUAAAAUACAAUGCCAUUGAAAAUAUUUACAGGGGUGU